AUGGACACGACGACAUUAAAAGAAGCUGAUAUGAAUCAAAUGAUAAUACAGCUUAUGGAAAGGGAAAAAAAAAAAAAAAAAAAAAAAAAUAUAUAUGAACAAAAGAAAAUGGAACCUCAAAAUUAUUCCCAUAUGAAGAAAUUCAAAAUAAGUCCAAAGGAAGAAAAAAGCUUGAAUAAGGAAGAAAUAAAGAGUCAUUUGAUUAAUUUUUUUCAAGAACAAGAGAAAAUAUAUAAAGACGAGGAACUUAAUACGAAAAAUUAUAUAAUUGAUGAAACAAAAAAGAAAGAAAAAGAACUAAACGGUUAUUAUAUAUAUUGCCAAGACUUCAAAAAUGAAUAUAACAAUUAUUUCAAUUCUUUCAUAAAAGAAUCAGAGGAUAUUAAAAAAGACCUAAAAGAUCUACAGAUUCAAUAUAUGGAUGAUAAGAUACUACUAGGAAAUAAAAGAAAAAUGGAGCUUGAUAACAUGCUGCAUUUUUAUAAAGAAAAAUUAUUAGACAUAAAAAAUCAUUGGGACACUAAGAAUUUUUGUGAUGAUAAUUUAAAGAAUAUUGUAUAUGAUAUAUUAAACGUUAUAAAUUAA
Plasmodium falciparum 3D7 is the source of this 585-nucleotide messenger RNA. RefSeq lists its product as uncharacterized. Lineage: Eukaryota; Apicomplexa; Aconoidasida; Haemosporida; Plasmodiidae. The record is from RefSeq and is a predicted model, not a curated record.